AUGCUGGGAGACGGGGGGUGGGUACAGGGAGCAGGGCGCUUAAGGGGAUGGGAGAACGGGCGACCGAGGGAGGAGAGCGAAAAGAACGAAGAGGCGCAUGAGGACGCUGAGAGAAGGUGGGGUGGGGAUCUCAAGGCCUUGAGAAUUCCCUGGUGCCGUGACUUUGCUGACUUUGCUGAGGUUGUGGAUUCACCAGCUUCUGCCCGCAGUGGGUCCUGCAUCGUUGUGAAGAAUCUCCUGCUCGGUGUUUAUCUCAGCAUAUCUCAGCGUUUGGCCGGGAUUUGUCGCUUUUCAGCUUUGGAAGAUGAUCUGAUGGUGGUGACCGGUGGUGACCGGUGGGUCGAGGGCAGCAUUGGAGCGAGCAGCUCCAAAUUCUGCACGGCAGCGCAGGCUGAAGGAAGAUCUGGAAGACAUUGGAAGCUUCAAAGCUAUGCUUCCCAAAGCUAUGCUUCCCAAAGCUAUGCUUUCGACUCCAAGCCCAAGCCGGGCUUUGGAGCUUUCGACUUAGAGCUGAGUCCGAUGUCCGAAGAGGACCUGCAGUUUCCAUCAGUUUCCAUGCUCUCAUGGACACCUGCAGCCAGGUGGCCAGCCUGUGAGGCGCCCGAAGCCGCGGCCGCCGCUGCGCCCGAGGCCUCCGAGGUCCCCGAGGCGGCGCCGUCGGUGCCGUCGGUGCCGUCGGUGCCCGCGGUCACGGAGACGUCCGCCUCCGCAUCGGCGCCCGAGGCACCUGAAGCUUCUACCUCAACGGACGUGCGGCUUAGCAUUCCCGACAAGUCGCUCUUCUUGAUGAACUUGUCAGGUGCUGCAGAGUUCAAGCAAGUGCUCCCUGACGAGAAAUCGCUUAGAGAUUUGGGCUUGAAGCCUGGAGACAGGGCGGGGAUUGAGCUCAGAAUCAACUACUACCAGGAACAAGCAGCCGAGGAGUACGUCAUGCCCGACUGCCUCGAGCUGAAAGUGGUGAACGAUCGCGGCGAGGAGCGGAUCAUUUCGGUCCACGUGCAGCGACCCGUCAUGGAGAAGCGCCAGCCUCAGUUUGAUGCUGGGAUCGCCAGGUUUCAUCACGCAGUGACCCAGACUGCACCAAUCCAGAAGAAGGAUGUGCACAUCAUCCGUUUCCAUCGCGAGGCACAAACCUACGAGUACCGAACCCGAUCUACGCAGUGCAAGCGCGAGGCUGGCACGCAGAUGGAGAAGGUGGGCUUGUACGUGGAUCAGCGGGAUGAUGUGGUCAUGAAGCCACGGCGGCCGUACUUCAGCAGCGCAGACAAGGCGGUGCGAGGAGAGUUCUGGGCGGACUUCAUGUCUGGAGCGGCGCUGGUUCUUGAAAAGCAACUCGGAUGUAUUUGGCAACUCUGGAUCACGAAGCCAAGCCUGGUGGCCCUGCUUUGGUAUGCUUUGGUCACUAAGGAGCGCGAAGAAUUGGAACAAAGAGAGGCAGAACGCCUGCAGCUGGAGGCAGAUCUGCUGGUGGGAACUGACGUUGAUGCAACUCAUGACUUCAAUGUGCUCUACAAAGAGUUGGAGGCCUGGCGGGUGAACGAGGCAGCUCGAAUCCAGAACUCCGGAUUUGACGAGGCCACUCGCCGUGCUGCGCAAUAUGAGCUGCUGCGGAAGGAGACCAAACUUUUACAGACCAUUGACAAGCUGAAGAUCAAGGCACACUCCCAAAAUCGGGACAGCAAGAUCAAAGGAAAGCUAGAGUCAAUGGCUCAACCGAAAGUUUGGCUACAGACGGAUGGUGAGACCACCACAGUGCAUACGCCUUUCACAACUCGUGCCAAGGAACUUAUGGAUCUGUACAGCGGCCUUCGAUUGCCGCUCCUGACAGUAGAUGAGCGCCUUGAUGUGCUGCUGCAUGUGAAGUGGACGGUCAAAGAGUUCGACUGCAAUCUCACUCGAGAGAUGGUGGACCUCAUUGACCGUGAAGCAGACAUGCUCAACCGGGGUCGCCCGGAGAAGUCCUUUGCAGGCUUGCGGAAGCGCUUGGCGAACCUCUUCCUGCAGUUUAUUGAGACUCCUGAGUUCAAUCCGGAAGCCAUUCAGUUCCAGAAGGUACCUCGUGAGUUUUACGACCAGACGGGCACACAUCCCCUGAGCACGGUGCCAAUCAAAGGAUUGGGAUGUUGA
Molecule: messenger RNA, 2127 nt
Organism: Cladocopium goreaui
Lineage: Eukaryota; Dinophyceae; Suessiales; Symbiodiniaceae
Source: the annotation of a GenBank genome assembly